Messenger RNA from Tripterygium wilfordii, 3559 nucleotides. RefSeq names its product protein MEI2-like 4. Gene Ontology annotation, molecular function: RNA binding. The record is from RefSeq and is a predicted model, not a curated record. NCBI's taxonomy places the organism in Eukaryota, Viridiplantae, Streptophyta, Magnoliopsida, Celastrales, Celastraceae. The coding region runs from base 595 to 3108 and encodes 837 amino acids. The transcript is spliced from 14 exons.
UGGUUUUUGUAAGAGCCCCCGUCGUCUUCUUUCUUUUUCAAUUUUCUUUCAUUUUCUCCGUUAAUUCAGAGCCACAUACCAAUCUCUCUCUCCCUCUCGCCCUCUUUCUCUCUGGCGAGAGCUCGGGAACUCGCCGGAGAGUCUGUGUCGCCGGAGACUCCAUAGAUUCCGAGAUAACUUAAAAUAAUUCUGUAGAAAAUGUGUAGAAAUGGAGGAGUGAGAUUUUUUUAAAGAGAGAAAAGGUGGAGAGUAACGUGGUUAACGUGCAAUGCAGAGAAAAAAGGGAAUCAAAGGAAGCUUUGGAGGAUCCUACACGGCACAGAUGUCUAGAUUAUCCCUUCUCUGUUCAAUUUCCCUCCCUUGCCUUAUGCCGUAAUUUAUUCGAUUUCUCUGUCUUCCUCCACCUCCGCUUAAAUUCUCCGCCCUCUCGCUCUCUCUCUUCUCUCUGAAUUGUGUUCCGUUUAGCGGAUUCUGAAGAGCUUCUUUGCUGGAGGUGGAGCUUAGAUUGCUUAGAGUGCAGUAGUGAAGCGCGGUAGCUGAAACUGUUGUGAACAUUUUUUUUUUCGUGGUCUGUAAAUUAUAGGACUAUCAAUCAUGCCAUCCGAAAUGAUGGAGCCGUCAUCAUUUUUCUCAGAGGAUGUUCGCUUUCCCCGUGAGAGGCAGGUUGGAUUUUGGAAGUCUAGCAACAUGCUCAAUCACGUUGGAAGUGGGACUCCAGUUGCUUCGUCACCCUGUGAGAAACAUGUACCUCUGGAGUGUCGGACAUUGAAGUCCAUGGAACAUCCUGAGUUCCUAAUGCAAAACCACACCGUGAAUCAUAGCUUAGAUAGGCCUGCAGUGGGAGCAGAGAGAGCAGCAAGUCCGUCCUUGCAUUUCUUGAGUCCAGGAGACACUGCUACGGGGACACGACCCAUCAUGAAAAUACCAAAAGCAUCUUACUUUUUGGAAGGGGAAAAAUUUAACGCCAUGAAUGCUCAAUCUGAGAAUAGUCUUUUCUCAAGCUCAUUAUCAGAGUUAUUUAGUAGGAAGCCAAGAUUAUCUUCAAACAAUGUUCCGUAUGGCCAUUCUAUUGAUACUGUUGCCUCUCAUCAUGAGGGAGAGGAUCCCUUGGAAUCCCUUGAAGAAAUGGAGGCUCUAACCAUAGGAGAUCUUCUCCCCAAUGACGAUGACUUGUUUUCUGGGUUAAUUGAUAGGCUACACAUCGUCAAACGUGAUGCUGGAGAAGAUCCUGAGCUAGACGUCUUUAGCAGUGUUGGAGGGAUGGAUUUGGGAGAUGACGAGUUUAUGCUGCAAAAAGAUUCUGAAUACCCCGAAGGAUUUUCUCAUGGUCAGCCCGGGUUAUAUAAUAGCUCGGUAGCUGGAGAACACCCUUAUGGCGAACUACCUUCAAGAACACUAUUUGUGAGAAAUAUAAAUAGCAACAUUGACGAUUCUGAGUUAAGGGCCCUUUUCGAGCAAUUUGGAGAUAUACGUACUCUUUAUACAGCCUGCAAACAUCGUGGUUUUGUUAUGAUCUCCUACUAUGAUAUUAGAGCAGCUAGAAAUGCCAAGAAAGCACUCCAGAGCAAACCAUUGAAGCAUAGGAAACUUGACAUUCAUUACUCAAUCCCAAAGAAUAACGCAUCUGAGGAGGACGUAAAUCAAGGAGCCCUUUUAGUAUUUAACCUUGAUACUUCUGUUGCAUGUAACGAUGACAUUGUCCAGAUAUUUAGGGCCUACGGAGAAGUGAAGGAGAUCCGUGAAGCCCCCAACAGGCUUCGUCACAAAAUUGUUGAAUUCUAUGACAUUAGAGCGGCAGAGACUGCUCUUCGAGCUCUAAACAAAAUUGAUAUUGCGGGCCAGCAGAUCACGCUUGAGCCAGGCCAUCCUGGUGGUUCAAGACGCUGCUUGGUGCGACAAUUUCCUCCAGAAUUGGAAAGUGGUAGUCGUAGCUCUUAUUUGCAACAGAAUAUCCCGCCGAAUAACUCAACCUCUGUGUUACCUGCUUUUGGGUCGGUUGGUGAUGGGAAUGUUACUCUUCCUGGACUUUCAUUUACAUGGAGCAGUUCCUAUCAACCACAGACCACAGGCAUGAUAUGGCCAAACUCACCUUCAUUUGUUAAUGGAGUUUGUGCGGGUCAGACCCCACCACAGGUGCAUGGACUUCCUAGAGCACCAUCCCAUAUGUUGAAUACUGUACCCAUGAACAACCACCGUGUGGGGUCAGCACCAACUGUCAACCCUUCUAUCUGGGACAGGCAGCAUGCCUAUGCAAUGGAGUCUGCUGAAGCUCCUGGUUUUCACCCAGGUUCUCUGGGGACCGUGAGAAAUUUUAACAAUUCAUUGCAUCCAAUGGAAUUUGUCUCUCCUAAUGUCUUUCCUCGAAUUGGUGCCAAUUUUAUGGAUCUCCCAAUUCCUCCUAAAAUCAUAGGAGUCCAACCCCAUCAUCAAAGGAGUGCAAUGUUCCCUGGCAGAGGCCCAAUGAUGCCCAUGAUGAGUUCAAUUGAUUAUCCUAAUGAUUAUGUGAGAAGCCGCAGAAAUGAGGGCAGUAUUAACCAGGCUGACAAGAAACAAUAUGAACUUGAUAUUGAUCGAAUAUUGCGAGGGGAGGACAGCCGAACAACUCUUAUGAUAAAGAACAUACCUAACAAGUAUACUUCUAAGAUGCUUCUGGCUGCAAUUGAUGAACGCCAUCGAGGAACGUAUGAUUUCAUUUAUCUACCGAUUGAUUUUAAGAACAAAUGCAACGUGGGGUAUGCGUUCAUCAAUAUCACUGAUCCCAGCUUGAUUGUCCCAUUUUAUCAGGCAUUCAAUGGAAAGAAAUGGGAGAAGUUCAAUAGUGAAAAGGUGGCAACACUUGCAUAUGCUCGUAUUCAAGGAAAAGCAGCUCUCGUUGCGCAUUUUCAGAAUUCAAGUCUGAUGAAUGAGGAUAAACGUUGCAGACCAAUCCUGUUCAAUACUGAUGGCCCAAAAGCGGGUGACCAGGUGCCCUUCCCAAUGGUGGUUAAUGUUCGAACAAGACUUGGGAAAGCUCGAAGCACCCAAGAUGAGAACCCACAAGAAUGCACACAAAACUUGUCUAACGGGGAGAAUUCUUCCAGUGGUAACACAUUCUCAGCUUCUUCAUAGGAGGCCGGAAUUUCGAACUGCUUGCUUUCCUUAUCCUAGGCACUAACCCACAUAGGACUGAGUGAUCCGCAAUUCUGCAUACCCAGAUGAAGUAAUAUUGGAGUGGCUUUAUUGGAGGAAAGUUUUUGCUGCUUCUGAGUGAAGAAUAAAAAAUGAAAAAUGUAUAGUGAGAGCUGAAGUUAUUUUCCAAUUUUCUUCAGUCGUAAAAAAAUUCUGAAAUAAUUAUAACAAAGGAGCAAAGAUACAGCUUCGAAAUUUGGAUGGCCCUUGGGCAUGUUUCUGUAUAAAGUAGAUGUACAUUCUGAGCAGUUUGAAGGAUCAUGUACCGGAGGCUUCUCAAUUAAUCUCUCUCUCUGGCAUUUUGUGUAACUGAUUUUGUUGUGAUUAAUAUCUCUUUGUGGAAUUUUGUAUAACUGAUUUUGUUGGCAUAUGUAUUUUUGUAUUGAAGCCA